CCUCACGCCGCCCGGCUGCCUGCUACCACGCCAGCCCGACAUGUCCAAGGUCGCCGAGUCGUGCUUCUCGUUCCUGCACAUGGAGGUGGUCAACACGCUGCUCAGCCCGACCCCGACAGCGGAGGAGCUGCAGCACGCCGGCCGCCGGCUCGAGGUGAUCGGGUACCAGGUGGGCGAACGGCUCGCGGAGCGUUACACAAAGGACCGGCCGCGCUUCGCCGACACGCUAGAAAUCAUCAAGUUCAUCUGCAAGGACUUUUGGUACGAGAUUUACGGCAAGCAGAUUGACAAGCUGCAGACCAACAACCGGGGGGUCUACAUGCUCCAGGACAACAGGCACCGGCUGCUCGUGCGGUGCUCGCCGGCGGCCGAGCGGCAGUCGACGGCCAAGCAGAUGGGCGCGACAUACGGCAAGUUUCCGUGCGGCCUCAUCCGAGGCGCGCUGUGCGGCCUUGGCGUCUCCUCCUCGGUGGGAGUCGAGAUGACGGACGUGAGCGCAUGCCAGUUCACCGUGCGAAUCCAGAUGCCGCAGCCCCCGCAGCCCCCGACGCCGCAGCAGGACACCUCGCGAGAAUAAAAACAUGGGCUGAUUAUACAGUCGAGUCGUGCGCUUACUUGAAAC
This is a messenger RNA of Emiliania huxleyi CCMP1516, 622 nucleotides long. RefSeq names its product trafficking protein particle complex 6 (gene TRS33). Lineage: Eukaryota; Haptophyta; Isochrysidales; Noelaerhabdaceae. Gene Ontology annotation, cellular component: TRAPP complex; trans-Golgi network; cis-Golgi network. The record is from RefSeq and is a predicted model, not a curated record. The coding region runs from base 41 to 577 and encodes 178 amino acids. The transcript is spliced from 3 exons. Gene Ontology annotation, biological process: regulation of GTPase activity; endoplasmic reticulum to Golgi vesicle-mediated transport.